UGUGUCAUAAAAAUGUCUCUAACCGUUAACGCACGCGGAUGAAGCUGAUAUUGUGUUUUCCAGUCAGCAUGUUUUUAACAUCUAAGAAUUUAUAAAAAUUAGUGUUUAAUAUGUUAUCUAUCCGCAGAUAAGAUCGUGAAGCUGUGGAGGGUAUACGCUAUAGUAUAUCAUUAGUAUGUAAAGAACAAGGCACUUUACGAUUACAUAUUUCUGCUACUACAGACAGUAUAUCUUAAGAACAGCAAAAUAUUGCCUUUUCUUAGGUUUUGCGUAGAAGAAUCUAUCAGUAGUCUUAGUAACCCGUGUAUUGGAGAGAUUAUAUCUCCCCCCCCCCCUCCAUUUUUCCAGUCGCUUAGAUAAUGGCACGAGUUUUAAAGAAGAAUUGCUCAUUUCAAACAUUUCGAUAAAAUCGACCCUCACUGCAAGAAAAAAAGUUGUCCCCUGCACUUAAUUACCGUAUCAGUAAGCAACGUAUCUGGUGGAUAUUUCGGUAGACACAUUUUUUUUUUUAGAUUGAAAACUAAACUAGGCCUUGCAUUUCACAUAUCAGCUAUUGGAAAGUUCGGGUUGUUUCUUGUUUAGAUGCAGCGCGAUCUUUGGCGUGAUAUUUUGAUAUUUCUGUCACCAAGCUGCUUGUUUUACAAACCUCUUUUUUGAAAAUCAUCAGAGCUUUGCAUCCUUACACAGGUGAACUGUUAUUCCCUUCGUCUACAUUAAUUUCACGGAAAUGCUGAAAACAAGAAACCUUUCAGUCAGAGGAAGUGGGGAGGGAUGCACUUUUUAGAAGUUAGAAAAAAAAAAGCUUGUUGUAAGUGGUCCAUGGCAAGUCAAGUUUCCGGUUUUGUUUCAUUUCUAUAUAGGGCAUAAUUUCCAGGGACAGGAGUGACCCCGAAACACUAGUCGGCUCGGUAAUCACGCCAACUAGCGGCAGCCGAAGUUAAAAUAUCUGCAACUAAGUGUGCAAGCUCCGUAUAGCUUCACUUGGACUCAGUGUUCCGCAGACUUCAGUUGGAAACUUGUUAUCGAUGUAAAUGUAUAGGUAUCUGUUAGCACAAGCCUCUCGGCUGGAGUGCACACAUUUCUAGUGGUGCUCCACUGUAUAGGACUCUUUAUUUCGGUUGAACGUGUUAUAACUUUACGUAAAUAUCUUUUUUUUGUUUGUUUCUAUUAAAUGAUGAAUUCACUAAUCACUCCAACUGAAUCCGUCAACUUGUUCUAAAUGUCAAGUUGCAAGAGUAAGACUUAGAAAAUCCAGGGUAUAACAAGAACAGGAUUGAAAAAAUUGACCUCCCCAUCUUUAUGGAGCCUGUAUCGUACAGUUGGUUAGCGGCAUCGGCUUGCGCACCCCUGGUGGCUGUCUUGUCCUUGUGGACGGUGUACAUCUUCCACUCGUAUAGACGGUGUUGGCGAACAGUGGACUUGUUUCUACUAGCGAUUGGCACUCAAGAAUUAAUUACUGCCUUUUUUGCUUUCGGCUUUGCUGUUUUAAGCUUGGUUAAUCCAAGAGCUGGACCCCCUUGCAGUUUUAUUCUGUGGGGUUUGACUGCCACUCGUACCUUUCAAAUUGCUACCUUAGCUUCUCUAGUUGUAGACAGAGCUCUAACUAUCCGUUGGCCAUAUAAGUAUCGCUUCAGCGUUCGAAGAAAUCAGAUUCGAUACCACAUAGCAGUGUUGGCUGUCAUAUCUGUGUUUGUCGGCGUAGCAGCUGUCUUCGCUCGUUCCCCCGAGAAGCAUGAUUGUUCUGUGCAUCCUCUGGGAUGGGAUCGCAGGUUCUCCAUUUUCAACAUAUGUCUCCAUGGAGUUCUGUUGAUUACAGUGCUAACAUGCUGCCUCGACGUGGAGGUGCACCGCUGCCGUGCUCGACAGCGCAGACUACAUUUCUCCACGCCGUCACUAGGAGCCGAGUGUGUCACAGGAACAGUCAGUAGUAGUAGUGUCACCAGCAGCUCCAGCGGAAGCACCCGGCCUCUGCAUGGUGCUGGUCGGCAGGAGUCCCGAGAAGCCAGCUCCGACUUCCGUUGGACAUCAGUAGCUGUUAUUUCUUCACUGUGCUACUUAACCAACCAUCUGCCUUGCCUG
Messenger RNA from Limulus polyphemus (Atlantic horseshoe crab), 2079 nucleotides. RefSeq lists its product as uncharacterized. The transcript has a single exon. The annotation marks the transcript as partial. Lineage: Eukaryota; Metazoa; Arthropoda; Merostomata; Xiphosura; Limulidae. The record is from RefSeq and is a predicted model, not a curated record. Gene Ontology annotation, cellular component: membrane.